UUUUAAACUAAUCUAUUUAAAUUACGGAUUACAGUAAUAGCUCAUAAGUAUGUGACACGUGGACAUCAUUAACAUCUUAUUUAUCCGAUUGAACUGAUGAUACUGAUCUUCUUGUCUUCAUUGUUCACUCUCACUCUCCAACGGCUUGAGAAAACCUUCAAAGCUUAGAGAAUGUCGAUGUUAAUGGCGGCCAAAUCCACUUCACUCUGCAACUCAAACACUUCAAUUUCAUCCAGAAUCAGUCGAACCCCUCGCGCCGUCAGAUCGGUUUAUCCGACGGUGAGAAUGCAGUCACGUGUUCACCGUCUGAUCGAAGAGCAAGGCGCUGUGCUUAUUCCCGGGGUCUACGACGCUUUAUCGGCGGCUAUCGUGCAGCAGACGGGAUUCUCCGCCGCGCUUAUCUCCGGCUACGCCCUCUCCGCCUCUAUCCUAGGAAAACCCGAUUUCGGUUUGAUAACACCGCCGGAGAUGGCAGCAACGGCGAGAUCGGUUUAUACUGGUGGAGGAAAUGCCCUCAAUGUUCAAAGAACCGUGAAGGACUUAAUUGCAGCAGGUGCUGCUGGUUGUUUCCUUGAGGACCAGGCAUGGCCAAAGAGGUGUGGUCAUAUGCGUGGCAAAGAGGUCAUACCUGCGGAGGAGCACGCUGCUAAAAUAGCAUCAGCGAGAGACGCUAUUGGAGAUUCUGACUUUUUCCUCAUCGCUAGGACCGAUGCUCGUGCUCUGUCCGCAAAAACAGGACUUUCAGACGCAAUCGACCGUGCCAAUCUCUACAUCGAGGCAGGAGCUGAUGCUUCCUUUGUAGAGGCACCGAGAGACGACGAUGAGCUUAAGGAAAUCGGAAAGCGCACGAAAGGGUACAGAUUGUGUAACAUGCUUGAAGGUGGGCGCACGCCAUUGCAUACCCCUGAUGAGCUUAAAGAAAUGGGCUUUCAUUUGAUCGCUCACCCGCUUACCUCGCUCUAUGCAUCAACUCGAGCUCUUGUCGACGUUCUCAAGAUCCUCAAGGAAAAGGGAACUACCAAAGAUCACUUGGAAAAGAUGAUUACUUUCGAGGAGUUUAACCGUUUAGUGAACUUGGAUUCAUGGUACGAGCUGGAAACUAAGUACUCAAAUCUCAGAAACGCUCUUGCGACAACAACAAAGUCAUGAGAUUCUGAACACACUGGCCAACAAUGGAAGCUAAGCUCUUGUGCAAUGUCUCUCCAAGGAUUUCUCAGUAAUGAAUGUUUCACCAAUAACGUAAUCUUCUUUUUCACUUGCUAUGAAGCUGUUUUUAUCAUAUUGUAUCAAUGGUAUUGUGUUUGUGAUUUUAGCAUAUUCAACAAGGCUAUUACAACUUCUAAGACCCUAUGGAAGUAUCUGACAUGUAAAAAAAAACUCAAAAAAGUUGUUAUAUAACAGUGAAGCUUGUUCAUGCUUUUCUCGGACAAACCAG
This is a messenger RNA of Thlaspi arvense, 1435 nucleotides long. The record is from the annotation of a GenBank genome assembly. Lineage: Eukaryota; Viridiplantae; Streptophyta; Magnoliopsida; Brassicales; Brassicaceae.